This is a messenger RNA of Helobdella robusta, 621 nucleotides long. RefSeq lists its product as hypothetical. Bases 1 to 621 code for a protein of 206 amino acids. The record is from RefSeq and is a predicted model, not a curated record. Lineage: Eukaryota; Metazoa; Annelida; Clitellata; Rhynchobdellida; Glossiphoniidae. The transcript has 6 exons.
AUGAUAACGAGAGGAGCAAUAACAGUCAUUACGAAUCAGGAAUGUUUGGUGCAUGUGGUGUGUGGUGCAUGCUGGCUCGCCUCCACGCUGAACUUCCAUCUUAACCUUCAACAUCGACCGCAAAGGAAUGCACAAUCCUUAGGAGAGAAAUGUAAAAUUAUUUUUGAAGCUGGAAUGUUAGGCCAAAAGUUACCAACGCGAGAUGGCGUAGUGGUUAUAUCAAAAAUGUUCCUCACAAUCAUAGUAGACAACAACAACAAAAACAACAACAACUCUGCCAACAACAACGCCAACAAAUAUUUCAACACACUCAACAAGUCUACCAACACAAGACUGCAUUAUGUUGCGUUGAUCUUCACUCCGGGUUUCCCAAUGGCUCUGAAGACCUGCUUCAUCAAACGCGAAAACAUUCUCCUCGUCAUCAUCAGUUCCUCUAGCCCGACAGCUACUGUGGCCUCCAAAACAGUAUUAUCGUCAUCGCCAGGUGUCAGUGAAGUGAUUUCAUCAUCUUUAGAUUCAUCAACUCAAAAAAGUGUGAGUAAAGUUUUGUUGAGGUUGUUGAUGUUUUACGAGAUUCAAAUGACGUCAAAAUUUAUUUCAGUCGUCAGUAGAGAACGUUGA